AUGGAUUCAACCGAUCUAGCUGCUUCUUCGUCUUCAUCCGAGCUACCUGCUUCGUCUUCAUCUGACCUCCCAGUAAAGGCUGAUACUCCAGCCGAAAAUCCACCUAAGAACCCAGUGCAUCCUUCACUGCUUUACGUGAAUAUGAAAAAAAUGACACAGGACCCGAUUUCACAAUGGAUAAUGAUGUACACUGGACGGCCGAGAUCCGAGCGCGAAAUGCCAGAGAGUCCAACAUGUCGUGUGGAACGGGAGAGACGGGAGACUGACGAAUGGAUUGCCAAGAAUCCGCAUCGGACUUUGGAAGAUCUUCUUCAAGAGAAUCGAGAAUCCCAAUUGGAGAAGCAAAUUGAGUAUCAAUACCGGAAGAACAAGAAGGCUCCAACUCUUGAUGAGCAGAAGAUCGGUCCGGAUGGGAGAUACAUCUUCUCGGAGGAGUACAUCGAUUUCAUGUUCUACCGUGAGCUCCAGCCGCUUGUCGAUCUCCGUUCUCUUCAUUUCGUCGAGGAUCUCCUCAAGGAGAAGAUCGUGCAGCGCGAUGCUGCCAAGAAAGCCAAGGAAGAGGCUGAAGCAGUGGAAGAAAGAGAGAACAAGGACCCAAAGAGCUCUACAGACGAGUAA
Molecule: messenger RNA, 618 nt
Organism: Caenorhabditis briggsae
Lineage: Eukaryota; Metazoa; Nematoda; Chromadorea; Rhabditida; Rhabditidae
Exons: 3
Coding region: 1-618 (205 amino acids)
Source: RefSeq, a predicted model, not a curated record